AUGCCUCGUUCCUCGUUCACGCCGACGCUCAGGGUCGGUGAUCGUGAGUUCACGACCACCGAGGAAAAGGCGCGCUGUCUUAAAACGGCGCUUUUCCCACUAUCGCCCGACGCCAACUUGGACGACAUCCCCGGAUAUAUUUAUCCGGACGAAGUUCCUAUGCCCGAUGAACUCUCCGCAGAUGAAAUCGAAGCUGCCAUCCGUCGAUCAGCGCCAUACAACGCGCCGGGACCCUCAGGGAUCCCGAAUGCUGUGUGGAAGCACGCAGCGAAAGUUCCUGGCUUUUUGGAAACUAUUACAGCCCUCUUCAACGCUUGUUUAGCACUGGGAUACUACCCGCAGGCAUUUCGGGACAGCCUCACCGUCGUCAUCCGCAAGCCAGGCAAGCCGGAUUACUCCAAUCCGAGCGCGUGGCGCCCGAUCUCUCUGUUAGAAACUUUGGGGAAAGCUUUCGAGUCUGUGAUCGCAACACGUCUUGCGUACCUGGCGGAGGAGCACGGCCUCCUGCCGGAGACGCACAUCGGGGGCCGCGGCGGCCGUUCUUGCGAUCACGCAAUUCAUCUACUGCUCGAGGCAGUUUAUGAUGCGUGGCGUAAGGACCGGCGGGUCGCAUCGCUCUUGACGCUUGACGGUAGCGGUGCGUUUGACAACGUUUGUCAUGCGCGGCUGCUUCAUAACCUGCGGAAGCGCAGAAUCCCUGAGAUUAUUAUCAGAUUACUGGCCGGUCUUCUUACAAAUCGCACUACUGCUCUACUGCUGCAAGAGGGCCGCUGCCCCAACGAGGCCGUCGCAACCGGCAUCCCCCAAGGAUCCCCGCUGUCCCCAAUCCUCUAUUUGUUCUAUAACGCCGACCUUAUUGAUGAUAUCCACGCCGCCGCGUCGGGGCAAGUCCUUGUGACGGGAUAUAUUGACGAUAUCUGUAUCCUUGUGUGGGGAAGCCAUGCGUGGAUGAACUGUGCGGCGCUUAUGCGUCUCCACACAGUGGCGGAGACUUGGGCCGCGCAGCAUGCGUCUAAGUUCUCGCCGGCCAAAUACGGCCUUAUUCACUUCUGGAAGAAGGGCGCUGGCGCACUGCGGCCCGCAGAUAUGCCGGCCGGCCAGGCGUCAGAUCCCGCUCUUCUGGACUCAGUCACAAUCUGCGGAGCCGAGAUCAAGCCUGUAUCCUCGUUGCGUUACUUGGGUGUGAUCUUGAACGAGAAUCUGACCGCCAAAGACCAUUUAUUACGCUGCCGCAAGCGCGCCGCCGUCCUCGUCGCUGCGCUUCGUUCGAUCGCCGGCAUGACGUGGGGCGUCACCACCCUCCAUCUGCGUCGCAUGUGGACAGCCGUCCUAUUCCCGCAGAUCUCGUUUGGAUGCUCAACUUGGUAUACGCGUGGCGCAUAUCAGACCAAAAGCGUUGAGAAUGAGGUCAACCGCGCACUCGAGUCUAUGCAGUACCAAACUCUAUACCGCAUCGCUGGCGCGUUCCGCACUACGUCCCGAACGGCGUUACAGGUUCUACUGUACGUCCCGCCGGCGACGAUCGCCAUCCAGCGUCUCGCUGAACUCACAUGCUUACGCAUACACACUCAUCCCCUCAGAGAUGAGUUCCGUAAGCGCACCCCUGUCAGCAGGGAUACGCUUAUAACAUACUGCCGAGGCCGCGACCGCAACCGCAAUCUGGACCCCAUUAUGAAGGCUCUCACUACGCCGCUGCAGCGCUUGGAAGGCCACCUCCGCAAGCGUGGAAUCUACGUGCGCGACCUCGAACUCAUCAAACCGUUCGCCGUCUCGCCGUGGUGGAGGGCGCCAAUUAUGCGCAUUGCCCCAGAUCGAGAGACUGCGAUCGCUGAGCACGACGAGAUCCUACGUGCUCGGCACUAUCCGAACGCCGCAAUUGCGUAUACGGACGGCAGUAAGUUGGGUGAUGAAGGCGGCGUUGGCGCCGCCGCAGUGACGUCGGCAGGGAACGCUACGGUGACCCUUGACGUUACUGACUCAAUCUACACUGCUGAAUUGUACGGUAUUAAGCUGGCCCUAGGCCUGUUUAAUCAUAAAGUCACCUUUCGUCUGAUUAUUGGAGGUCCUAGAGAUGGGACCAAACCAAGGAUCGCUACAAUCUUCACUGACAGCCAGGCCGCAAUCCAGGCCUUUACGCGGCCACGCCGUAGCUCUGGCCAGUAUGUAUUACGCGCGAUUGCUGAGCUACUGGAUCGAGUCCACAGACUCUGGAAGGUUCACAUCCACUGGCUUCCGGGGCAUGAAGGCGUCGCCGGCAACGAACGCGCCGACGUGCUCGCUAAAGAGGCCGCAGAAUCUACAAAUAACACCAUCUUUACACCGCUUCUUCUUACUGCGGCACGCGCGAUCCUACGUGAACAAGCGCUUGAGGAAUGGACUCAGGAAUGGCAGUCUUCCGAGCAUGGAGGCUACGUUCGCGACCUGUUCCCCGCACCCACCAAGACCGUAUUCCUGCUCCAUGAGCCCCUACGAAGACCGACAAGCGCAGUACUCAUCCAGAUGCAAGUAGGGAAGCUGGCCCUGCCAGCCUACUUAGCGACCAUCACCGCAUGGCGGGAUGAGGCGGUAGCCAGGGCGCACGAACAAGGAGCCCCUGACUGGAACCCCUCAGACUGCCACCACUGCGAGCGCGGCGAGAUGAACACGCAGCAUGUCCUGCUGACGUGCCCCAACUUCGCCGAGCUCAGGGCUAAGAUCCUGGGCCUAAACCGAGAUCCUGGAGACUGGACACGGUGGUUGACAACACCGAAGCUAGUCCCUAAAGCAGCAUCAUUUAUGCUCGGAACGCGCCUUCUGGGCCAGUUCCGCCACCUUCCAGAGACGUUUUAUAAUACAGUCGACAAAGCGGCCGCCGAUGCGGCCUAA
Molecule: messenger RNA, 2865 nt
Organism: Penicillium verhagenii
Lineage: Eukaryota; Fungi; Ascomycota; Eurotiomycetes; Eurotiales; Aspergillaceae
Product: reverse transcriptase
Exons: 1
Coding region: 1-2865 (954 amino acids)
Molecular function (GO): nucleic acid binding; RNA-DNA hybrid ribonuclease activity
Source: RefSeq, a predicted model, not a curated record